UGUUUUUGUUGAGCUGUAUUUGUACAUUUUAUCUAGCACCUCUGGUGCUCUUAUUUAUACCAUUAAUUGGCUUAUCUGUGAUUCAGCUCCAUUUCCCCUCAACUUCUGAAGCGACGUUUUGAUAGUGGUGGUGAUGGCUUCCCAGAAACAGGAGGAGAAGAAGUUGCAGAAGAGCUACUUCGACGUGUUGGGUUUGUGCUGCUCUUCAGAGGUGCCGCUGAUUGAGAGCAUCCUGAAACCUCUCGAAGGAAUCAAUGAGGUUUCUGUCAUUGUCCCUUCACGAACCCUCAUUGUUGUCCAUGAUAGUCUCAUCAUUUCUCAGCUCCAGAUUGUUAAGGUUCUGAAUCAAGCAAGGCUAGAAGCAAAUGUUAGAGUGUAUGGAAAUGAAAAGCACCAAAAGAGAUGGCCAAGACCAUAUUCAAUUGCUUCUGGAUUGCUUCUUUUGCUUUCGUUUCUCAAGUAUGUCUACUCUCCAUUAAAAUUCCUGGCGCUUGGAGCAGUUGCUGUGGGCAUAUACCCAAUCAUCUUGAAAUCUUUUGCUUCUCUACGAAACGCAAUACUUGACAUCAACAUUCUCAUGAUCAUAGCAGUAAUUGGGACAAUUGCUAUGAAUGAUUAUUUGGAAGCCGCCACCAUUGUUUUCCUAUUCUCAAUUGCAGAAUGGCUAGAGACAAGGGCAAGCUACAAGGCAAAUGCAGUAAUGUCAUCAUUGAUGAACAUAACUCCUCAAAAAGCAGUGAUAGCUGAAACAGGAGAAGUUGUGGAUGCUGAUGAGGUGAAAUUUAACACCAUCAUUGCAGUUAAAGCAGGGGAGGUGAUACCCAUUGAUGGGGUUGUUUCAGAUGGAAACUGUGAAGUUGAUGAAAAAAAUUUGACUGGGGAAUCAUUCCCAGUAGCCAAACAAAAGGAUUCUACUGUCUGGGCUGGCACCAUCAAUUUAAAUGGUUAUAUUAGUGUGAAAACUACUGCAUUAGCAGAAGAUUGUGUGGUGGCUAAAAUGGCAAAGCUUGUGGAAGAUGCUCAGAACAGUAAAACCAGCACUCAAAGAUUGAUUGACAAAUUUGCCAAGUUUUAUACCCCAGCUGUUGUCGCCAUAUCAACUCUUGCGGCGGUGAUUCCACUAGUGUUGAAAGUACAUAAUGAGAAGCACUGGCUUCACUUUGCACUGGUGAUCUUAGUGAGUGCAUGCCCAUGUGCACUUGUCCUUUCAACACCAGUUGCAACGUUUUGUGCCUACACUAAAGCAGCUACAUCCGGUCUUCUCAUCAAAGGGGGUGAAAAUCUUGAAACACUGGCAAAAAUUAAGAUCAUGGCUUUUGACAAAACUGGCACUAUAACAAAGGGUGAAUUUGUGGUGACAAGUUUUCAAUCCCUCUCAAAGGACAUUGAUUUGAGCACGUUGCUUUACUGGGUGUCAAGCAUUGAGAGCAAGUCAAGCCAUCCAUUGGCUGAAGCAGUGGUUGAUUAUGGAAAGUCUUUCUCUAUUGAACCAAAGCCAGAAAAGGUGACUGAAUUUGAAAAUUUUCCUGGAGAAGGAAUCUGUGGGAAAAUUGAUGAGAGUGUUUUUUUCAUUGGUAACAAAAAAAUUGCCACAAGAGCAGGGUCUGAAUCAGUUCCGACGUUACAAGGUGAAGAUCAAAGAGGAAAGACCACCGGGUACAUAUACUCCGAAGGGAGCCCAGUUGGAUAUUUUUCUCUAUCGGAUGCUUGUCGAUCAGGGGUUCAGGAAGCAAUAGCGCAGCUUAAGUCAUUGGGAAUCAAAACCGCUAUGCUCACCGGGGAUUGUGAAUCAGCCGCAAUGCAAGCACAGGAGCAGCUUGGAAAUGCUCUGGAGUUAGUCCAUGCAGAACUUUUGCCAGAGGACAAGGUGAAAAUCAUCUCAGGGUUUAAAACUGAAGUCCCAACAGCCAUGAUUGGAGAUGGUGUUAAUGACGCACCUGCAUUGGCUAAAGCUGAUAUAGGAAUCUCAAUGGGAAUUUCAGGUUCUGCACUGGCAAGUGAGACAAGCAAUAUAAUUCUCAUGUCAAAUGAUAUUAGGAAGGUGCCAGAAGCCAUUAAGCUCGCGAGAAAAUCUCGGAGGAAAGUGAUAGAAAAUAUCAUCUUGUCUGUCAUUACGAAGGCUGCGAUUGUCUGUUUGGCCAUUGCUGGCCAUCCAAUUGUUUGGGCUGCAGUUCUUGUUGAUGUUGGAACAUGUCUCUUGGUUAUCUUAAACAGCAUGUUGAUUCUGAAGAAAGGACACAAACAUGGAGGAAAAUGUUGUAGAUCUUCAACUCAUAAACAUGUCCACAAAAAAGGAUGUGGUGGUGGCAAUUCCCCUCAUCAUCACCAUCAUCACGGGCAUAAGCACAAACAUCAACAUCAGCAUCUGCAUCAACAUGAUAGCCAUGAGCAUUGUUGCUCAGACAAAGCAAAAAAGAUAUCUCAGCCUCAGAAGUGUGCCUCCAAGACAUGCUCCUCUAAUAGUCCACCCCGCCCUUCAAGUUUGAGUCUAGGCAGAAGUGUUAAGCAUCUUAAUAUCUCAGAGGGUCAUGUCCAAUGUGCUGAAAAUGAUGAAAAAGAAAUCCAACAGUCUGCUCAACAUUGUCACUUGAUCCAUCAUUGUGAAAAUCUGAAAGACCAUGGCAUUCAGCAUAAAAAAUCAGGUUGUGAUUCUGAUUCUAAGAAGCACGGGUCAGGUGAAAUAUCCAUUGACAUCGAUGGACAUGUCCAUUCAGCCUCCAAGCAUGGCUGUUCAACUUUGAAAGAGGAAACAAAAGGUUCUUGUUGUGGAAACCGCUCGGACACAUAUCACAAAUGGCCUACUGAAAUUGGCUGUGACUGUGAGGGUUUAAAUGAGAGAGAAGUGAGUGCUUGUUGCAGAAAUGUGGGGUCUUUGAAAGAAUCUUUGGAAUCCUCUAUUAUGCAGCAUGCUUGUAUUAGUUUGAACAAGAGAUAAGUUGGUGGAUGUUGCAAGAGCUACAUGAAAGAAUGUUGUGCCAAGCAUGGACACUCAGGGGCUGGUUUUGUAGGAGGCUUAUCAUAAGCAAUAAAUGUCAACAAGCUUGCUUUUGUAAGUUUAUAUAUUUUAAUGAAGAUCUGGUGGAGCUUGUCAAGUUGACAAACAGCACUGUGGCAUUAGUUUGAAGGUAGUUUAGUAAGGAAAACAAACAUUGUUCUUGGCUUUUCAUUUUCAAGUUUUUGUUUUAUUUCAGAGAAUUGGGUAGAUGUUAAGGUCUUCUGGCUCUUUCAUGUAUGUUGCAUAUUAUACUGGUAGAUGUUAACAUCAAAACUAGACAGUUAUCUAUCAAUAAUCUAUCUCAAUUGUUUGCUUC
Molecule: messenger RNA, 3311 nt
Organism: Lotus japonicus
Lineage: Eukaryota; Viridiplantae; Streptophyta; Magnoliopsida; Fabales; Fabaceae
Product: putative inactive cadmium/zinc-transporting ATPase HMA3
Exons: 9
Coding region: 134-2935 (933 amino acids)
Biological process (GO): monoatomic cation transport
Cellular component (GO): membrane
Molecular function (GO): cadmium ion transmembrane transporter activity; ATP hydrolysis activity; ATPase-coupled monoatomic cation transmembrane transporter activity
Source: RefSeq, a predicted model, not a curated record